UGUGUUGUAUGGACAUACAGUUGUAGGCUUCACAAUGUUGGACACUGAAUUAAUUAACGACGACCCACUUGGCGGGUCUGACACCCAGGACGAAAAUGACGAUGAUGGUGAUAGUACCUCAGAUUUGAAUGAGAUUCGUCAGAGGAACAUGAAAGCGUUGGAGGAAGCGAGGGCCGCAUUGAAGAGUGUUGCCGAUGAAUUCAACAGUCAACUAAGAGAGGACAAUGAAAAGGCAUUAAAGGCCAGGAGGCACUCAAUGGCCGCAGGCGCCCUGAAGAGGCCUAGGAGCCCCAUCCUGGAUAGGAAGUCCACCAGACUCUCAGGCAUGCCGAUAGUGGACUACAGAGGUCUGGAAUUUGACGAGGACCUGAGGGGCAAUCGCCGGUACCGGAAUCCAGAUGACAAUUUAAACAAUCUCCUUUCAAAACUCAAACCUGGAGCUGUGAAGAGAAGGCAUUCCAUUUCGACUGUCAGAAGUUUGCCUGUGACUAUCCUAAACGUCGAGGACGUCACUGAGGAAAUGAUUGCCAAAAUCAAUUACAUGUCAACCAAAAAGAAGUAUGAUCCAGUGAAUGGAAAAUCGUGCCAUCAGUGCAGGCAAAAAACUGCCGACACCAAGUCAGUAUGCAGGUCGGGAUUCUGCAUUGGUGUACGUGGCCAAUUUUGCGGCGCCUGUCUCAAAGACCACUAUGGACAAGACCUGGCUGAAGCUCUGCGUGAUCCUGUGUGGCAGUGUCCCAUGUGCAGGGGUGUGUGCAACUGCUCCUUCUGCAGGAAGAAGGCGGGGAGGGCGCCGCUGGGGCAAAUCUCCAGUUACGUCCGAACCCUCGGCUACAAGAGUGUGCACCACUUUUUGAUGGAGAAGGAAGGGCCUGGUGCACCCGCUGAUCAUGAGAGUGAGGAUGAGGAGAAUGAGGAAAAGGAAAAGGAGGAACUAGUGUUUCCGGUAAAGGAGGCCAAAAAAAUGCCAGACAAGAUUGUUAGCACCCGGCCCUCCAAUCUUUUGACCGUGAAAAUACCAUUUGGCAUGUUCAACAAAAGAGCCAAGACCAGCAAAUCUGAGAAGUCAAAGAAGGCCCCGCUCAGGACCAAGGAGGAAAUGGAGAAGGUCUGUGAGAAAUUCUCUGCCUUCAAGGACGCUGUUGACUCGCCAAAUCCGCAGCUGAUCGUCAGCAUUGGCGCUGAAGUGCCAGUCUCGGAGCAGAAACUGCAGGAAUUAAAGCAGAAAAUUUCUGAAGAACUCGAGGAGGAGUGGAUCUCCGCUUUGAAGGAACCAGGAGACGAGCCAUUCUAUGGGUUUAAAGUCACCACCAUGCAAGAAGACCUGAUUGCACUGUCGAAAAUAGAGUCCCGCCUUCAGAAGUACAAGGUCAAUGAGCUUUUGGCAGAGCACAAAUUCAACGACUUCUUCCAAAAAUCUAGUGAUCCAUGCGACGGCCUAUAGGCUAUCCACAAAUUUUCUAAGUAGAUUGAUCGUUUUCAUAAAUCUGUUAAUGGCUGUUUUUUACCAAUGCCAUUUGUCAAAUGCAUAUAAAUAAACGUAGAAAUUUCAUAAUAAUUU
This is a messenger RNA of Cloeon dipterum, 1561 nucleotides long. RefSeq names its product cell division cycle-associated protein 7-like. Gene Ontology annotation, cellular component: nucleus. Gene Ontology annotation, biological process: regulation of DNA-templated transcription. The coding region runs from base 35 to 1444 and encodes 469 amino acids. Lineage: Eukaryota; Metazoa; Arthropoda; Insecta; Ephemeroptera; Baetidae. The record is from RefSeq and is a predicted model, not a curated record. The transcript is spliced from 8 exons.